Epinephelus fuscoguttatus (brown-marbled grouper) is the source of this 2191-nucleotide messenger RNA. Its product is annotated as acetylcholinesterase collagenic tail peptide-like. Bases 30 to 647 code for a protein of 205 amino acids. The record is from RefSeq and is a predicted model, not a curated record. Lineage: Eukaryota; Metazoa; Chordata; Actinopteri; Perciformes; Serranidae. The transcript has 10 exons.
CAGAGGCAGAACCUGGACCACCAGGAGUCAUGGGACCACCAGGUCAAAAGGGAGAGAAGGGGGACAGAGGCUGGAGGGGUCUGUACGGAGACAUAGGAACUCCUGGGAUGGUGAAGGGCAGUAAGGGACGUAAAGGCUUCAGGGGUCAUAAAGGUGUGAAAGGAAGAAGAGGACCCAGUGGAGAGAAGGGUGAGCACGGCGUCCCCGCAGCGCCAGGAGAGAAGGGCGACCCCGGCCUGAGGGGCGAUGCAGGGCAGAGAGGUGAACAAGGACCCAGAGGAGAGGCUGGAGGUCGAGGAGCUGCAGGGUUUAAGGGACCUCGUGGACCUCCAGGGAGGGUGGGUCAUCCUGGUCCUGCAGGACUGCCUGGUCUGACCGGAGUGGCUGGACGUCCUGGACAAGUGUACAUCCUGCCAGGCCUGCAGGGAGACACAGGAGACCGAGGUCCUCCGGCUGAUUGUAACUGUUCACAGGUUCAAACCCCACAGAGGCAGCUGGACAGAGUCAGCACGAUCUUCAUCGCUGACGGAGAGAAACAGAUGAGGAGGCUGCGGGGGGAGAACAUGAUGGUGCUGCGGACAGACAGAGGAGCUCUGUACAUCUACGCUGACUCUCAGUGGAUCAACGUGCUGGACUCCAGACACUGACCUCGCUCCUUUAACACAGGCUGAAGUGACACCCUGAAGUCCAGCAGCUCAGACUGGGGUCAUACUGGGGUCCUACUGGGACGUCUCCAGGUGUGAAUGAAUGUGUGAUCAGGGUCAUGUUGAAUAAAGCUCGGCCUGUCGUCUGUACAGCUCCUCUCGCGUUGUAAUCAUGUUUUUCAGUGAGUCUUAACUUUUCCUCUGAUAUGAUUUAUACGUGCACGUUUUCUGAUCCAGCAUGUUGUAACAAUGCUUCAUUUGGAAACACUUAAAUUAACCUUAAAGGGACAGUUCAUCCCAAAAUCAAACACACAUUCAUCCUCUCACCUGCUGUUUAUCAGUCUGGAUAGUUUUGGUGUGAGCUGCCGAGUGUUGGAGAUAUCAGCCAAACUACACCUGCCAACCGAAUCACCGCACAGACGGAGUUGAGCAUCUGGCUCGUGCUCGUGACAGCACGAGAUGUAAACAUAAUGGCGUCCUACUCAGCUGAGCUGUAAUGUUAGCAAGCUAGCAGUAGAUACAUGCUUCCUUCUGUGCAGUGAUACAGUUGGUGGGUGCAGUUCAGGAGAAAGAAAAUAGUUCCUACAAGGGAUGGGUACUGAAACCAGUUAUUAAACAGGCCUCAGGGCCAAUUAUUAAAGACGGUAGUAUUGAUAAGCUCCAACGUGUCUGCUAUCAGUACUGGGAAAAUUCAGACAAUAUAUUUCUUGUUCAUUUAUGUCACAUAAACGUCAUCUUGCACACUUUUUAUCUCACUGUGUCAGUUUCUAAUCUGCAGUCAGAUUAAGACAUUCGUCACUGAUGCUUUUUUGCUAUUUAGUCCAGAGGAGAGGUCUCUGUGUGGAGGGGCGGGGCCAGCUGUGCAGCUCUGUGUCACACACACACACUCACAGAGGCUGAAGUUUGGUUAUACCUCAUGAAGCUGGUGCCGACACUGCUUGUUGUCACAAGUUCAACUUGGACAUGUAAGGGCAGAAACACGAGCAGUCUUUCCAAACAUCCACGCAGCUCCUAUCCUGUAGUUCAUCUCCUGUGACUGCCUCCACCUCAGGUAUGUUACAGUCUGUAACAUACCUCUCUCUGGGGUGUCGACCAUUGUUCCAUGUCAAAGUUUUUUUGGGGGAGUUUUUCCUGAUCAGCUGUGAGGGUCCAAAGGACAGAGAGGUGUCUGUUGUAAAGCCUCUGAGACAGACUGUGAUUUGUGAUAUUGGGCUUUAUAAAACUGAAAUUAAAUUCUAAACAAUGCUGUAUUUACACACGACUGUUUCUCUUAAAAAAAAACAACCUAAAAGAACCAAAAGGUCUGUGGAUUAUUUUGAGAUGUGACAUCUCUGCAGUCAAUAUCUCUGCAGCUCACACCAAAACUAUCUCGACAGAUAAACAGCUCUACAGGGAAGAAGAGAAAUAUGUAUUUUUUAUUUUAGAGUGAACUGUCCCUUUAACUUUAUUUUUCAUUGGAAUGAUCUCCUGUUUUAAAACCGUUUUAUUUCAUUAAUUUGCAUUAUUGGUUUAAUGUAUCGCCCAGUAUGACCCGACUCCCACAGAGA